AUGAUGUUGCAGGCCGCCGAAGAUGAGAAAUGGAAGGGUGCGCAACUCGAGAAGCAUGUGCAAGGAAAGGUACACAUGUGCUACCGUUCGUACAAGUCCACGUCCAAGUGGCUGGCUCACGUUGAGAAUCAUCACCGAGAGGAGCUGUGGUUGAAGGAGGAGGAAGAGAACGAGGAGGAAGAGAACGAUGGCGAUGAGGAUUUCGAUUUUGAGAACUUGUGA
Molecule: messenger RNA, 222 nt
Organism: Alternaria ventricosa
Lineage: Eukaryota; Fungi; Ascomycota; Dothideomycetes; Pleosporales; Pleosporaceae
Exons: 2
Coding region: 1-222 (73 amino acids)
Source: RefSeq, a predicted model, not a curated record